CCUGUCUCCUGGCAACUCUCCUGACGCAACAAAAAGUCAUUUAAAAAAAAAAAAAAAAAAGGGACACAUCCAAAAAAUGGGGAGGUACAACUGGGAGUGAAUGCAGAUGGAGCGGAGACGCAGCAACCACAAUGACCUGGAGGCUGGGAGGGAAUCCAGACUGUAGCAUCUCCGGAGCAGCACAUCCCAAGGAACCGGAGCGCAGAACGCUUGUGUAUGUGUGACACCCCCGAUCCAGAUGCUACACUCAAGCGGAUGAAUCGACAAAUUCAAUGAAGCUCAUGUAGGGAGUUUCUCUGGGAUUGUCUUAAAGCAUGAUGUAGACCAUAUGACUAUUUUUACCAGAAUCAGUCUUGAGGUGUCACAACAUCAUGUCAUUACCAAAGAUACAAAUUGAGGAACCAGAAGAUGAAGCUGAAGGUAACGCAGUCCCACCAACAGAUGAUCAUCUACGAAACUUGAAAGCCCUGACUGAGAAAUUAAGGUUAGAGACUAGGAGACCAUCCUAUCUAGAAUGGAGGGCAAAACUGGAGGAUCAGCCUUGGAAAAGUCCAAAUCCUCCUGUGGAGCAAGAGGUGGAGGAACAAAAAGAGACUGGAGAGGGAAUAUGUUCAGCUUUAGAGAUAAAAACGGUCCAGAAGACCACAUCUGUCCCAAAGGAGAACAACAUACUCACGUCAGGGAAGAUCCAUGGCUUUGAUAGCAUCGACGAGGCUCUAAUUUGGCUCAGAAAGGAGCUGACAGAGAUGCGCCUUCAGGACCAGCAGUUGGCACGACAGCUCAUGAGGCUUCGCAGUGACAUCAACAAGCUGAAGAUUGAGCAGACUUGUCACCUCCACCGACGAAUGCUGAAUGAUGCCACCUAUGAACUGGAGGAAAGGGAUGAGCUCUCGGACCUUCUAUGUGACUUCCCCAUGAUGUCGUCAUUUGGCGUUUCUACGCCCCUUAAACUUAUUGGGGUUACCAAAAUGAACAUCAACUCUAGGAGGUUUUCCCUCUGCUAAAACCAUGAGGUUUCCACACAAGAUCCUCACAAUAGUCAUCAUAGUGUCUUGCUGCCUUAUACUAGUACCAGCUUAUCACGCCACCCAACACUGUGACCAAUGCAUUGGGCAAAUCCCUACAAGAACAUACAACCCAAUGUUCAUCCCUACAUGAGAGCCUUUCAUGAUGUGCAUUACUACUGCUAGAUAUAACCAAUGUUCUGUAAUAUACAUAUGAGUGGUGUUCUGAGGAGACAAGGACAUGAGUUGCAGUAUAUGGUGUAUAAGGAAACUGUCAGCAUUGAAGGACAGGAUAUGGUCCAUGGCUAUUAGCAGGUCAAGAAGAUGUUACUGUUGUAUUCAACAGCAAAAAACUGUAGGGUUACUCAAGUAGUGGCUUAUGAUGAGUUAAAACAUAACGUAAGGGGGCCAAUAAUGAUGACUUCGGCUGAACUGGCCAACCAUCUAAUAUAUAUGGGGGUGUCCCAAUUCUACUCCACCAUCAGAUGUUGGAGGAAAGAAGGGUCAUCUUCUAGCUUUCACAAUGUUCCACUGAAAAUUUUGGUUAUAUUCUCAGAAUCUAGUGAUUUUUGGUAUCUGUGCUGGGGUGUACGUGGAGGAGAGGUCCAACUCUUGGUCACAUUACCCAUCUGUUAUAGUUCAUUAUGAAAAAUUGGUGGGUAAAAUGCAUAAGAACAUAGUAUAUUAUUCAGGGCACGGACAAGGGCAGUCAGGGCAGUGCCUAAGGGACCAUUAAAAUGAGGUAUAACCAAUUCUAAGGGUACAAUGGAAUAGCAAAAUCAAUUUCAAGACAUUUACAGUAGAGUUGGUUUGUGUGAAGCAUCAGACAAAAAGCCUAAUUAUCAGCUCUGGCAUGGCCACUGCCGCCCACACCACACCUAGAAAUGAUUCAUAUAAGGCUGGAAAGUAAGGGAAAGCACAGAUGAGGAUUGUCAUUAUUUGCCUCUGGAAGAACAAGUAGUAUGGUUCCAUGACUAAUAUUAAAGGGGUUUUCUAAGAUUUUUUUUUACUGAUGAUCUAUCCUCUGGAUAGGUCAUCAGUAUCUGAUCGGUGGGGGUCCGACACCCAGGACCCCCACCGAUCAGCUGUUUGAGAAGGCAGUGGAUGGGGCUGAGCGCGAUACCAAGCACAGUCGUUAUACAAUAUACGGCACUAUGCUAGGUGAACUGCGAGAAGGACAUGGCGCUAACAGGAGCCCUGCUGUCUUCUCAAAACAGCUGAUCAGCGGGGACCCCAGGUGUCGGACCCCCACUGAUCAGAUACUGAUGAUCUAUGCAGAGGAUUGGUCAUCAGUAAAAAAAAUCUCGGAAAACCCUUUUAACGUAAUACAUUUGCAUCAUGAGACUCUUGUCCUAACACUGGGCCCAUGUAUAGUGAAGUUCUUUGACCAGCAAGCAGUUUUAGAAAAAAAAAAAAAUCUCUCAUCUUAAAUGUCUCUGCUUUAUUUGUCUUUUGGAAUACAUUAUGUCCUAUACUCCAGUCACACCCAAAACUGCAUUAUUUUUGGUUUCUGGCUUCCUGUUAGGCUGGGACAUGUCACGUCUUCUCUUCCCUUUCUUGAAUCAGCAUUUGUAAAGCGCCUACGUUGUUAUGUCUUUUUACGUCGGCGGCCCGCGUCUGCCACUGCUCCACUACUCUCUGUACCAUUCACACUGUGUCUGUCGCAGGUACAGCGCUCCAGUAUCAAGCCCUGUGUGUCUAUGGGGCAUAUUUAUUUAACCAUGUCUCAUUCUGCAGUAUUGCAAGGGUUAUACCCUCAAUUGGUUCUGUGUUCAGCAGCCAGGCUGUUUCUAAUGUGUUAAUCGGCUUCUGUUAUAUAUACUGUGCUAUUUGUCUCAUUCUCUGCCUGAACAAUAGAUUCCCUAGUCUGCAGGCUCCUUCCAAGGUGUGCCGUAUCUGAUUUUCUGCCCAUGUGCUGGUUUCUGCCUGAUUCCUGGAUUCUGACCCUCUGCUGCCUAAUUACAUAUUAACCCUUUGCUGCAUGUCCUGAUCUUGGACCUGUUUCUUGGAUUUGCACAUACUCGGCUGCUCUGACCUCGGCCUGUUACUGACUGCGAGUUUGCCUGUCCCUUUAGUGCUACCCACUGGUGUCUCUUGACUCCAUGGGUGAGCAGCCAACCAAAUGGAGACAUCUCCAUGAGGUAGCAGCCUGGUAAGUUUCUUGCAGCAAAGUCCAGAUCCCUGUAUAGGGGUUAAAGGGUGGGCCACCAGGAUAACACCCGUAGGUUUAGCCCAAAGCCAAAUCCGUUGGCCUAGUAGCUUCACAACCACUACCAGUAACAAUGGAUUCUUGAGAGGCAUCCGAAACGGCACAGCCAUGUGAUGGUGAUAAAAUACAUCUCUCAAGAUACAAUGCAUUAGAGUGCAGUAGUCAGCUGUGACUGGAGUAUGAGAUAUGAGUGUAAAUACUUCAAAUAAACUGGACACCCGACCCUGAAUAUUACAAUGAUGUAUUGAUGAUGAUUAUUAGAUGUACAAGGUAGUACAUACUAGAGAAGGAUAGUAAAGGGUUAAGUAUAUGAAGAAACAUUGUAUCCACAAGAACUUGUGGCAGCAAUAACACUGUCAUAUGAAACAAUGUAUCCUUUAGAAUCAGUACAUCAUCUAUGUAGCGCAUCCCCAAUAUUACAGCGCCCCACCAUUCAACCGCCAUCUAUCAAAAUGCCAACUGAGGCCUUUUCCGUUCCAAUGUAUCAUCCACUCGCAGAACUGUAUCAUUAUGAUUGUAUUUGCCCAAUAUCCAGACCUUUUCUUCUCUAUGUGGCCUUUUUCUUUUGCUAAUUUCUAUGUAAUAGUUCCUUCCAAAAGUGCGUUUUUUUAAGAUUGAUGCAAAAAGUGAACAAUUUCCUUUGGAUGUGGAGAACUGAAUUCAUUUUUAAUAAGGUUUUAUGAAUGUGUAUGGAAAUGUUGUCCUCCUUUUAAAGAAAACAACAGAAUAAAGGGAAAGUGAUAAACGAG
This is a messenger RNA of Bufo bufo (common toad), 3962 nucleotides long. RefSeq names its product family with sequence similarity 167 member A (gene FAM167A). The coding region runs from base 372 to 1004 and encodes 210 amino acids. The record is from RefSeq and is a predicted model, not a curated record. The transcript has 3 exons. Lineage: Eukaryota; Metazoa; Chordata; Amphibia; Anura; Bufonidae.